Molecule: messenger RNA, 6811 nt
Organism: Peromyscus californicus insignis
Lineage: Eukaryota; Metazoa; Chordata; Mammalia; Rodentia; Cricetidae
Gene: Tmem121b
Product: transmembrane protein 121B
Exons: 1
Coding region: 1960-3687 (575 amino acids)
Source: RefSeq, a predicted model, not a curated record
ACUGUGUACCACUUGCAUGCCUGGUACCAACAGAGGUCAGAAGAGGGCGCCAGAUUGCCUUGAACUGGAGUUACAGAUGGUGGUGAGCCACCGUGUGUGCUGGGAACUGAAUCUGGGUCCUUUGCAAAAAUCGCAGGUGCUCCACUAAGCCAUCUCUAUAGCUCCAGAUUCUUCUACUCGAGGCAGAUCUAAGGGCAAGGCUGUGGCCAACACUAUGGUGGUUCCACCCAGGCAGACAACUGUGGCAGCAGCUUUGAGGCAGUGAAAUCAGGGCAGGGGCCGUACAGGCUGCAGGAUGAGGGAGUGAGGCAUGGGCAAGCUCCUAACUUGGAGUGGCACCUUCUUGAGCCCCAAAUGGUAUAGUUGUUUUCUUCUCCUCUACCCCUAAAAGCAACACUGCCUCCUGCCUUGCAGGGCUCCUACCUGGGGCUCCAGCCCCUGGGCAGACUCAGCCCAUGGAACUGUCCUGGCUGGCCUUGAACUCAGAAUGCUCCUGUUUCAGCUUCCUGAGUGGCUUUUGGAGGAGCUGGCCUGAUGCGCCAGGCCCAGCUGGAGUCUAUUUGUAUGCAGACUUCUAUACCUCUAAAGAUCCCUUUUCCUCCUUUGCUAAACAUAGUUUCUUGUUACUUCAACUCCGGCUUUAACUUCUUUGUUUGUUUUUGUGGCAGGGUCUCGUGUAGCCCAAGACGGCCUCAGACUUGCUAUGUAGUUGAAGACUACCUUGAACUCCUCCUGAUCCUUCUGCUCUACCUUCUCAGACCUGGAAUCACAGAUGUGGGCCACCACGUCUAGUUUUAUGGGGGUUGGGGGAGGAACCCAGCACUUCAUGCAUGCUAGGUAAAAAUCUUUGAGAAUACUAAAGACAGGCCUAGCUAAGUAAGCAGAGGCUCCUCUCCAAACCACCUCCACCCCUGGCAGUCUGCAGAGCUACUUCAUGCCUUGGCCCUGCGGGCCUUCCCCAACUCCAGAGCUAGGCAGGUACAGCCUCCUUUCCUAGGCUCUCUUCUCAGCAAUUACAUUCAGGGAGCUUUUCCAUUGCCUGGAAAUUGCGAUCUCACCGGGGAGAGAGGACACAGUGUUGGAUGUCUAAAUAUAUAGUAUUUGUUUGGGAUUGCUCUUUCUGAAUAAUAGAGUUUGGGUAUUCAUCUAUUUAUUCAUUUAUUUUUUUUGGUGCUGGAGGUGGAACCCCAGGACUUACGCAUGCAAGGCAAGAUCGCUCUAUCAAUUGAGACACAUCAUCCCGGUCCCCUUCUGGUUCUUUUUUAUUUUCACUUUUUAAUCACUUCCAUCGAGUUCUCAGGGCGUUAAGGGGAGGAGAUGCAGGGUCGCUCGCUGUUGGCGCACAGAGCCGAGAGUUGGCCCGACCGCGUAUCCUCCUAUAGGCGCUGUGCAGACUAGGGGCAGAAAUGAACAAGGUGCUGGGAGGCACAAGGGUGUGGUCUACACUGAGACCAAGGCCACCUGGCAGUUCAGGUUACGGAGCUAGCGACUUCAGGAAACUUAUGUCCUGCCAGUCCCGCCGCGCUCUCAGCUCUACUCCGGCGUCUCGGUUCUCCCUCCUUUCCUUCCUGCGGAUCCAGCCAGCCAGGCUUUCUCCUCCUCUGUUCUCGCCUCCUCUCCCCCUUGAAUCCAGUCCUGGUUUCCCCGCUGCCAGCUCCUUCUUCUGCCUGCUGGGCUCGCUCCCCGCCUCCGCCCCCGCCUCUCCAGUCCCGGCGGUCCGCUCGGCUCCCCUGCUCCCCUCUCGCAGCACCCCCCAACCCCCCCAGCCACCCGCGGCUCCACUCGCCCAGUCCGGCCGCUCCAGUCCGGAUCUCGCUGCCGCCCGACCCGGGUGCGAGUUCCAGCAGCUGGAGAGGAGGCGGCAAGCGGCUGGCCCCGGUUCCCCACUGCCGCCUCGUCAGCCCGAGGUUGGCGGGGAGAGAGAGCGGCCCAGCAGCCCCGGGAGCCCCUCCGAGGACAAUGCACCCGGCGCUGGGCCACCCUCGCGCGCUCUCGUCCGCGCCCGCCUCCUUCCCGCCGCCCCCCGCCGCCGCCCGGCUGCAGCCCCUCUUCCUCCGGGGGGGCUCCUCCCGCGGCCGGAGAGGCUCGGGCGACAGCAGCACCAGCACCAGCACCAGCCGCGGGGCGGGCGGCGGCAGACGCGGCGGGGGCGGCGGCUCCCCGAGCAGCAGCACAGGCGCGGAGCGAGAGGACGACGACGAGAGCAUUAGCAUCAGCAAGCCCCUGGUGCCCGCCGCCGCCGCCGCCGCCGCGCUCCCGGGGCCCCCGGCUCAGGGGGGCGCCCCCGCCUCCGCCGCCGCGCCCGCCACCGCCUCCUCCACUUCCACGCCCACCUCCUCCUGCAGCAUGACCGCCGCGGACUUCGGCGCGGGCGCCGCCGCCGGGGCCGUCGGGGGCCCCGGGAGCCGCUCGGCGGCGGGCUCAGGCGGCCCCGGGACGGGCGGCGGCGCCUCCUGCUGCUCUUGCUGCUGUUGCUGCUGCGGCCGCCCUGGCCGGCCCGGCCGCAGGGGUCGGCGGCACGGCUGCUCGCCAAGUCCCGGCUGCCACUGGGGCUACCAGGCGCUGUCUGUGGUGCUGCUGCUGGCUCAGGGUGGUCUGCUGGACCUAUACCUCAUCGCCGUCACCGACCUGUACUGGUGCUCUUGGAUCGCCACUGACCUGGUGGUGGUGGUGGGCUGGGCCAUCUUCUUCGCCAAGAACAGCCGGGGCCGUCGGGGCGGUCCAGUGAGCAGCACGCACAACCACCAUCAGCUCCACCACCACUCGGCGCCGCCUCUGCACCUACCGGCUGCGGCGUCCGCGGGGGCCGGGGCGAAGGCUCGCGGGGGCCGAGGAGGCUCGGGCGGCUCGGGGGCCGGGCCGGGGACGGCCGGGGCGGCAGGCGAGUUCGCCUUUGCGUACCUGGCCUGGCUCAUCUACUCCAUCGCCUUCACUCCCAAGGUUGUGCUCAUCCUGGGCACGUCUAUCCUGGACCUCAUCGAGCUGCGAGCGCCCUUUGGCACCACGGGCUUCCGCCUCACCAUGGCGCUGUCCGUGCCGCUGCUCUACAGCCUGGUGCGUGCCAUCAGCGAGGCGGGCGCGCCCCCGGGCUCGGCGGGUCCCCUGCUCCUGCAGCCACAGCAGCAUCGCGCCGCGGGCUGCUUCCUGGGCACGUGUCUGGACCUGCUGGAUAGCUUCACGCUGGUGGAGCUGAUGCUGGACGGCCGCGUGCCGCUUCCCGCGCACCUGCGCUACCUGCUCAUCGCCGUCUACUUCCUCACGCUUGCCUCUCCAGUGCUCUGGCUGUACGAGCUGAACACCACCGCAGCAGUUCCGUCCUGGGGCCAGGCCUCCGGGCCUGGAAGCUGCAGCCGCCUUUUGCGCUUGCUGGGAGGCUGCCUGGUGGACGUGCCCUUGCUGGCGCUGCGCAGCCUCCUGGUCGUGAGUUACCAACAGCCGCUGUCCAUCUUCAUGCUCAAGAACCUCUUUUUCCUUGGCUGCCGUGGCCUGGAGGCCUUGGAGGGCUGCUGGGACCGAGGGAAUUGGGUUUCCCCAAGUCGGGCCAGAAGCAGCUAUGGUGCUCCUCCCUCGGCCCCACCACCACCUCCACCACCGCCACCUCAGGGAGGCUCCCAGCGGGGCCACUUGGAAAAUGAAGGGGGCCCUCACGGCUAUGUCAACACUCUAGCUGUGGCCUCUCAGAAUUGAAAAAGGUGAAGGGCAGGGCUCUUUGGCCUGAGAGUUUCUGGGCCCUUUGGCUGUGUUUAGAAGAGGUAACUGUUGAUAAGGCUAAAGGCCAGUGAAUUCUUCUGCACCCCAUGGGUAGAGACUUCUUGGAGGGAGACCAGCAAUAUGUUGUGUGGGGAGAGGGUCCAUGUUCACCAUGGUCCUUCUCCAUAGUCUUGCCUGUCCUGAGAUACAAGGGACUGGAUAAAUGUGCCAUCUGCUUUUCCUGCCUUCAUCCUGUGGGGGAGUGAAGGAAAGAGGGGAUUCAGGCAGGGGUGGUGGGCUUUGAUAGCUGGAGUGUGUGUGUGUGUGUGUGUGUGUGUGUGUUUUUCUGGGUGUCUGUCCCAUGCCCCUUGCCGUGGAAGGAGAUCUAGGGAGGCCUUGCUGCCACCCACACAGGCCACCACCAUCCUUUCCUGCCUGAAUUUAUGACCGGGAUCCCCAGGAGUUGCUCAGUUGCUAUACUCCAAGGGAAAAGCUCACCCAGGGUCAUCCUCACUCCUGCUCCUCUGUUCUCAGCUUGGGGGAGAGAAGGUCUCUGCUGUAAGGACCAAACAACACCCUUUCUUGGGUGAGUGUGUAUUUCUACCUCUGUGCUUUCAACUUUCAUUGCAUCACACACUGAUGCUGCUCGCAAAAACAAAAAACAAACAAACAAACACAAAAAACACUCAGAAGUUGCAUUCAGCAUGGCCACUGGAUCCCUUUGGGGUUUGGUACCAGAUUUUACAGGGUCUGUGGAGUAUCAGCCAUUGGCUUGCUCUCUUUCGGUUCCUCCUUAUGCUCCAGAAUACUUACCCUUCCUGUGUUGGUACUGGCUGGGUUGGAACUGGGUUCAGAGCACCUGCUUUAGUGGGUUUGAAUGUGUGUGAGGUCAGGCCUCUUAGGGACUCUCGGGGUGCCACCUGCUCCUCUAGAAAGCUCGGCAUAGAGCAGAGCGUGGCAACCUUUCUUCUCUCGUCUGCGUCAGGUCUCCUCAGGGAGAGGGCAUGCUGUGGGAGCCUCCUGCCCAGCCUUCCCCCACAGGGUCCUCCUGGCAAGGCUGUCCUUAGGAUUGUCCCUCAAGGGAAGUCAGGGUUAGCUACUUUACUUUUGACUAGGGAUGUCACUCUUGGAGUCUCUAAGCAGGAUAAGUAUGCUGAGGGGAGUCAAAGGUCAGAAGGCAUGCGGAGCAAGGCCAGGAUAUACUCAUCCCUACAAUGGGAUUGUGGGGGGGACCUUAAGAAUUUUGGUUCCCUUUUCUUCUUCUGUUUUGGGAGUUUUAUGUGGUGUAAUGAACCUAGACAAGGGGCCAGAAAACAUGAUCUGCCUGUUAUUUUCUGGAUUUGAAUGCCAUGUCAUUUUUACUUUCUAGGCCUCAGUCACCUUUCUAGGGUAGUAUUCUUUGAGCUUGGAGCUUGAAAGCUCCGGGCUAAUGCUGCCAUUAGAGGCAGACAUAAGAGGAGCUAUCCAGGGUGUACUUGAGGACAGCCCUGCUUCUGCCCUGUGUCUGGCCUUGGGAGAGCUGAAGGGAGGUUUGCCAGCUAGGCUGGGGGUCAGGCAUUGCAGGGCCCAUUGAUGCUGACCUCCUCUAAGGCCCACAGCACAGGGGCGCUGACCUCCUCUAAGGCCCACAGCACAGGGGCAGGCCCAAAGUGCCAAAUCACUGACUACCAACUCAGCAGCCAGACCCAACUCCCUCAUCCCCUUUGGCUCUACUAGGACCUCUGAGAACUGAGGGCCAAACAGGGCCCCUCUUUCUCAACUGCCUGGGGCUGUGGGCUGAGGAUAUCUAAGGGAUGGAAACAUGAGCAGCUGAGCUUGGCUCGAGCACUUGUGGGCUUGCCCAGCUCUCAGAGUGGGCCAUGUGGAGGAUGUUUACAGUCAGUGCAUUCUUUGCUCCUGGUCCCUUGCCCUCAGCCAGUGCUGGCUGGCUGCUUCUCACAAUACACCUGCCUUUACUGCUUGCCCUGGAUGACUCCUCUUCUGACUGGACUCCCAGCCUGAGCCUAAGCCCUGGAUAGGGCUGGAGCUGUUCUGUAUUGGUUCUCCAGGUUCGCUGUGUUUCUCGCUACCUAAUUUCAAUGACUGUGAAAAGAAAUUAUGUCUGAGCCAUGGCCGGCUCUGGCUGGCCCCAAUCCACCCUCUUUCUACUGUUUGGAUAGCCAUCCCUCUACUAUGUGACUGCUGUCUGCUGCUGAGAGACUGCCACUGGAUUUAGGAUGGAAGGCUGCCAUUUCCCAAGUACAUCCAGAGACGUGAUCACAUGGCCACUCGUGACAGAGGCCAGGACUGCUGAGGGCCUAGUUGUGGGCCCAGCACAUCUCCAGCAUCCUCUUCAACAUGUCUUCUGUGAGUACUUUGUGCUCAGGGGGCUGGUCCCUUCCUUCUGAUGUAUUUAUUUUGGGUCUUUUCACUAAUUCCCCUGUCCCAUUUGCACAUGACCCUUAAGCCCCCCCCCCCCCCUGCUCUCUAGGGUAUCUGUAGAUAGGGAUCAGACUUGAGAUGUCCCCCAGGUGUCAUGACCAGAAUAGUACACUGUCCUGAGGCUUGUGCCAGAAGAAUGGAUCAUGGAAAAGAAGCCUGGGCUCAGAAUUUAGUCCUGCCUGCUCCUUUGAACAUGGAAGGGAAGGGCCUAUUACCCGAGUUCCAAAUGGUACCUGUUUUUAAAAAUGAGUUAAUUACUUUGCAGGGCUGAGGAUUAGACCCAGGGCCUCAAGUAUGCUUGACAAACGCUAGUCAGCCUUCUAGCUCCAUCUCCAACACGAAGUCUUAUUCAAUCUAAAGACUGUUCGCUCUAAAGACUUGCACCCCACCUUUGAAAAUUUUCUUUGAGAAGGGGGGGUCUCACUAUGUUCCCAGGGCUGUACUAGAAUCUUGGGGCUCAGGUAGCCCUCUCACUUUGGCCUCCCAGGGAAACAGGUAUGCACAGCUCUGUCUAAGCAAGACUAUUCUGUUAAACAUGCUGGGAACUGGGCCCUGGUGUGUGGGACACAGAGCUGGGAAUUCGAGCCCAGAAGGAACUGAGAAGCGGCACCUUGCUAGCAUUUAUCACAUUUUUUCCCCUCUUUUUAAAAAUAAAACCAGACUCUGUUCUGAAAAUAAAAACUUGAGACUUGUGACAAGC